CGCUCGGGUGGCGGACAGCACCAUCGCGUGGCGCUUGACCGCAGGGACAGCGACAGCGCAGAGCAGGGGUGCAGUGCCAUUCCCUGUCCCCAGGACGGGGAAUUACAGCCAGCACCCCCGUGCCUCAUUUCCCCCCACCGCAGCACCCUGCACCCCGCGGUGCUUGGCUCUGGGGGGACAGAGCAGCACCCACCGACACCCAGCACCCCGCAGAGCCACGGCCAGCUGCGGGCACAGCUGCUGUGUCCCCGUGGCAGCAGCUGGAGGACAGAAGGGGAAGGGUUUGGGGACAGACUGACACGGGGUACAGGGAUACCAUCAGAACGGUCUGGGGGCUCCUGGGGACAGCUGGUGGUGGCACACAGGUGACAGUGGGCUCUCAGCCCCAGGUCACCUGCUCACCGUGCAGGACACAGCCACCCCUGCUCCUCCUGAGAGCCCCUGCUCUGCCAGCCCAUCAGCCGUGCCCUUGCAGCUCUGCCAGGGCUGUGACCGUGCUGGUGACACCAACAGAGCCCAAACCUCCUCCCAGAGCUGUUAUUGCCAAGAGAGCCCCUCAGGGCUGCCUGCUCCGGAGGGGACCCGCCGCUGACCACAGUCGCCACCACCAGGGAGCCAGCGCCUGGGGCGGCGACGGGUGGCCGAGUCCCAGACCACGCUGGCCCCCUGCCCUGUCUGCUGCGAGGCUCCCUGGCACCUUGGGGACCGGACACACCUCUGGCUGGGCACAGCCAGGGGCUGGGGCUUUCCCUUUUUAGCUGCCUGGCUCGCAGGGACCGGCCACACGGCAGGACAGCGGCCAUGGAGAGGGCUCCAAACCUGCUUCUCCUCUGCAUCUUCACCUUCGCCAUGGUGCUGGUUCCCGAGGCCAAGGACCAGAGCAGGGCAGCCAAGGGCAGGAGAAGGGGCCUGGCCCGGGCACCCACAGCCCCCCCUGGCCUGGCCUGGGCCCCCGAUGAGCCCUACAGCAGCAUGGCAGAGUACGAGCACAGCAUCCAGGACAUGGUGCGCCAGCUGAGGAACGGCUCCGAGCCAGGGGACACCAAGUGCCAGCUGAACCUGAGGCUCUGGAGGUCCAACAGGAGGAGCCUGUCCCCCUGGGCCUACAGGAUAAACCACGACUCCACACGGAUCCCAGCAGACAUCCCCGAGGCCCGGUGCCUGUGCACUGGCUGCAUCAACCCCUUCACCCUGCAGGAGGACCGCAGCAUGGCCAGCAUCCCCAUCUACAGCCGGCUGCCCGUGCGCCGCCGCCUCUGCCCCCGCCCCGCCCCGCGGGCCCACGGCCCCUCGGGCAACAAGUGCCACAAGAAGUACCAGAUGGUGAUGGAGACCAUCGCUGUGGGCUGCACCUGCAUCUUCUGAGGCUGCCAAGCUUCCCCCUGCAGCUCCCUGUGGCUGUCUAACCAGCUUGCUCUUGCUUCCCCGGCUUGCCCAGCCCUUGGGAGAGGCCACCUGGCUGGGCAUCGGGGUGAGGGGAGGUCCCUGUGCAAGAGAUCCUCAAAAUUCCCCUGCAGACUGUCAGCCUCAGCUCCAGCAGCUGCCUUGGGGUCACCCAGUCCCAGACACUGACUGCCCCCAGCCCCCAGGAGGAGCUUGGCUAUGGGCUGGGGGAGACAGGGAGCCAUGGUCCCUCUGGCUGAGCAGGAUGAGGAUCAGGACCAGGACCAGGCCCCUUCCCUCCCCAAAGUCCCCACUUCCCUUUGUUUGCUCCAUUGCUGCAACAGCUCCAGCAAUACCCUGCCCUGUUGUCCUUCCCCCCUCCCAUCCUUCCCAGUCCUUCCCAGUCCUUUCCAGUCCUCCCCAGCCCUCCCCUGCCCUCCCCCAAGUUCCUCUGUGCCAGGCUGGGCAGUCCAAGGAGUGGGGAGAGCUGCUGGUGGUUUGGGCAUCUUCUGAGGUCUCAAUAAAGUGCAUUGCUGGCCCUGG
Molecule: messenger RNA, 1926 nt
Organism: Oenanthe melanoleuca
Lineage: Eukaryota; Metazoa; Chordata; Aves; Passeriformes; Muscicapidae
Gene: IL17B
Product: interleukin 17B
Exons: 3
Coding region: 802-1365 (187 amino acids)
Biological process (GO): inflammatory response
Cellular component (GO): extracellular region
Molecular function (GO): cytokine activity
Source: RefSeq, a predicted model, not a curated record